This is a messenger RNA of Porites evermanni, 17003 nucleotides long. Lineage: Eukaryota; Metazoa; Cnidaria; Anthozoa; Scleractinia; Poritidae. The record is from the annotation of a GenBank genome assembly.
AUGUAUGAUUUUAAUUUAGUAAUUUAUUUGAUUUUCUUUGCUACUUUAUGGUCACUUCCAUUCUGCGAAGGAGCAACACACUGGGUCGUUACGGAAGAUGGGAGAAUACAACAGCAGGUAGAGCAAAUUUAACUUUUAAAUUAUUCACGCUAAACCCGUUUGUUUAUAGUUCAUGAAAAUUUGGGCAAUAUUAAAUUUAUCCAGUCUACAAGAAAACUAAAUGUGGAAAGUUUUACAACAAGGACUUACAAUUACCUGUGUUUUUUGAAGCCCUUUUAAUAGGUGGCUCUUUAUCGGUUCGCCAACACAAUUCAUUGAUCGUUUGCGAUAGUUUGAUUUUAUCCUUGAUUGCGAAAAGUCAGUUAUUCUAGAAUUUAUAAUUAGCACUGGCGGAAGUUUACAAACAAUACAUUAAGUGAAGUAGACCCUACGAUUGAAUUUCUACCAAACAAGAAACGUUUACACAAUUACGAGUCUAAAGUAAGAAUUUGGCUUUGUUCCAUGUUGUCAGAGAAAUCUCAGACCAUCAGAAAUAUCGCUGUUUCCUGUACAUUCCUGUCAUUCCCAAUGUUAGUCAGAACUGAGCACGAGUAAAAUCUGAGAUGCCAUGGUACACAAAGAUGUGACAAUACUCUGUUGUUGUUAUAAAGAAAAUUAGCUUUUGAUGCUGAGUUUGUACAGGACUCAAUUUGAGGACUAAUAUAGCUGUUGUGGGCAAAAUCCGUUCUCAGGUUUCUCGUAUUUAGCCUAUUAGGGUUAGCUUUUAGCCUGCUAACCUACAUUUAAUACUGGUUUACCUGAGAACAGAUUUUGAAAAAUGGAAAUUUGUGUCAGUAGCCACGAAUUUGUUACAAUGUACAUGUAUAAGUGGUAAUUAAGUCCAUAAGUAAUAAAUUAUUUAACAAUUAAUGAAUGAGGCUGAGUAUCUUAUGAAGAAUUAUGGAGAUCAAAGAGGAUGUUAUCCGUUGAGGCUGUAGGCCGAGGCGGAUAACACCCUCCAAGAUACGAAAGCUGAAUUCAAUAAUUGUUUUAUUAUUCAUUGAAAAUAUUUCAUAGUGUAAAAACAUAGCUAAAACAAGCUUACCUGCAUCGAUGUUAAGUUUAUCUUCGAUAGUUUAUGUUUAGGUUUGUCCAGCUCCGCAAAUAUUCUCCAAAUAGCAGAUGUCGCCCUCAGAGUUGUCUUCUUGCUGUUUUUGCUAUGUUUUUAGCCAUUAUUUCGCCUAGUUCCAGCUGUAGUUCUUACUCUUGAAACGAGUGGAGUGUCCACCAAUUUAGUUUUUACAACAAAAAUAACUCAAUCUCAUCCCCAGGUCUUCUCGGUUAAUGGUGCAUUAACCUGUAGAAGGCUGCAUUUUUGACGUCAUUUCCUCGUUAAACACGAAAUUCUUCCAAAUUUGGUCAUCAGUAACUGAUUGUCGUGAAUUAUGCGUGUGCUUUAGCCAAUCAGAUAUGGGGAAAUAUUUUGAAUGAAUAAAUAGAGAAUACUUCAUGGAAAGUGCUGGCGUACGGUAUUUACGCACGAGUUGUUGACAUAUCAGAAAUCGAACAAGUGAGCGCAGCGUACGAGUAAGAUUUCUGAUACAAAAACAACGAGUGCGUAAAUACCGUACAAAGCACUUUCCAUGUGGUAUUGUGUUUAUUAUAUACAUACUGAGACAUUUAUCAUUUUGGCGGCCUUUUUAUUUUAAAUCUUUCAAAAAUGCUAAAAUUUGCCGCUACACACUUACCGCAAAAUGACAACGAUAACGAAGUAUCAGCUUUUAGUAAAAACGUUUGUUAAAAACAUAAAUGACGGUAAGGAUAUGAGGUAAUCCAAGAACUAUAAGUAAUCUUAACUGUUUGUUCUCAAUGCAGAAUUGAAACUGAGUGAAUUUAAUUAAAAUGGCCGGUUUCAAUAUAAGCUUAAGCUUAAAUGAAAGGCAAAGUAGCUCUGACAAAAAACACAACAAAAGCUUACGUCUUGUUCUGUUUUUCCCUUUCCGCUGUUGUUUAGCCGGCUCUCUACCGUUUUCUUUAUCGACAGUGAAACAAACGAAACUAUUCCAUUCCAUUUCCGAAAUGUUUUUCAUUUUUUUAGCGAGAAAAACUCUUUGAGUAAAACUUUUCUCGUUGAAUGUGUGCGAAGCAGCGCUGCAAGCUGCAAUAAAAGGCGGGAAUUUUGGCGCGAAACUCACACACCUCUGUGGCUUCUGAUUGGACGUAUCAUUUUUCUCACACGUGAAAAAACAUCGUUCGCCAUUCUGAUUGGACGUAUCAUUUUUUUCACAUGUGAAAACCAUCGUUCGCUCCUCUGAUUGGUUAGAACUAAUUUGCGUACGAAAAUUUACGACAUAGCUUUUUGGUGAGUAUUUCUUAGUAUGUAUAUAAUAAUAAAGUGUAUUAGCUAAUGUAUCAACUAUCAAUAUCAGUCCCUUUGAAACUUGAAUUGCAGACAAUGAAAUACAUGUUAUAUUGUAGUAAACACUUUUUCUGUGAAAUUGACAGGUAAAAUAUUCUCUGGUGUUCCAAACAUAAAUUUUCACGCCAUGAUGGCACUAUCUUUAAAUUUAAUAUACAAAUUUAAUUCACCAUCUUCUCAGGUACAGUUCAAUCAGUGGCUGGCAGAGGUCUCAUGUUUAAAUCUCAAAGAGUUUUCUAAUUUUUUUUUCUUUAAGUCAUGAUAAAGCUCGGCAUUAACAGCUUAAGGUAUCUGCACCGGCAAAUUUUCAACAUUUUGUUGUGCCCUUAAAAUCUUUCUUCAGUAAGUUCAGGUGAUGUAGUAUGCAUAUUUUGUUUUCUUUUUCGAAUAUACCUUGGAAUUUAAGUGAAUAUCUACUCAAACGUUGACCAAUGUACCAGAAGUUAAAGAAGAAAAGAAGAAUUUUCAUUUCCGUCACUAAGAAAAAAGACUGCGGGAGAUGGCAGAAAUGCAAUUUGACUCCUCUUUUCAGCAUCAAGUUCUACUGAUGUGCACAACAAAAUUUAUUCACUGCCUUGAUUCAUUUGCAAACCACAGUCGCUGUAUGUCCAACUUGAUUUUUAUUGAUUCUGUUCAAGCUGUGAUGACUAAUACUACUUGCUUCUUGUCAAAAUUCGUUAUGUUCUUGAAACAUACUCCAUUUUCCAGGACUUAUUGUAUAAAAUUGAUAUUACAUCAGCGUUUCUUCUCACCUGAUAUAAUAAAUUAUUAUUUUGACAAUUUUGCCGGGAGAGUAAAAUGGUUUCUUGGCCUUAAUCCUCUGGUUUGCUUUUCUGCUGAUUUCUUUCUCUUUACAGAAGCAAUUCAUUUUCAAUUUUGAAUAACACUCUUCUUCAAUCUUCAUACUUCAGCAUGCCUCACUGAAUUAAAGCCGACACUGCGUAACGCAUCUUCUGGAAGUGCGUCACACCUAGAAACCAGUCACGUAUCAAAAUUAAAGGGGUCCAUAGACAGGUUAUUUGACAUUUUUUAGGCUUCCACGAGCAUUUUACACAUUGGUGAUUCAAAAUGGCGGGCAAUAAGUUCUGUAAUUAUCGAGGAAAAACAGCUGAUUUUGAGAAGAAAAUAACCUUUUUUACACUGGAAAAGCGUUAAUUACCAUGUGACCGAUUUACCUUGACUAACGGCAACCAGUUUUUGGAGAAACAGAAUGGAUUAUAAGUGUAGCAAAUACACAAAGAGCAUGUUACUGAAGAGAUCUGUGUUUGGUCAAAGAUUAAUUGCUGCACAGCUGUGUUAUUGAAGUCAACAUGUGGAUCAAACUACAAAAUAGCACACUGUGCCAUAGAAGGUGGAUUAAUUCAAGCUGUGUCAUGGUCAAACACAGGAUUAUUCUAUUAAAAUGUCCUUAUCUGUGUUACAUUUGUUUUUUGACGAUAACUUUAAGGAUUCUUUUGAAAUUUUGAUUUUUCUCUUUCCGUACCACCCUAAGGGGUAGUUAAAUUAACACCUUUUGGGUGACAUAGCAUAGUUUAUUUUGAUAUCUUUUAGUUCCUCAAGAACUGAGAAAUACUGUCCAUGUAGUGAUAUAUAAAAAUGUAGAUAUUAUCUAUAAAAUAACUAUUAAAAUUGAUGCAAAGAUGUGCAAAAUUUACUGGUGCAGAUACCUUAAGAGCCUCAGUUUCUGUUUAGUUUCAGGCCUUAACAAUGGAUAACGAUUUUUUGUAUGUUUGCCCUUUUUGCUCAGCUAUGAUCAGGCGCUCUCCUCCAGCACCUAUUCAUUUUAUAACUAAACAAGGUACCAUAAUUCCCAGGCAAUUGCAGAGAUCUGGGAUUUGUUAGAAAAUAAAACUGCUGACUAUAUUAUUCUGAUGUCUCUUUGUUUUUAGGCUGACUCCAUCUUUAAUCUCAAAAGUCCAUAUGACUUGGUCACCUUCAUUCAUCAGCAGAGUGCAUAUGACAGACUUAAAAUUUUACGAGAAGAAUAUCUCGAAGAAAAAAGGAAGGUUAUAGAAGCAAGGGAGAGGGAACGAGCUGAAAUCCAACUAACUUUCUACAAAGAAGAUCCAGAUUGUGUUGAUGCCGGGAAACACAUCUCAGAGUUUAAGUUGUAUUUGGACAUGACAAAUCCUUUUACUACGAAUGACAUCAAGUAAUAAUAAUUAAUUUGUGAUUGUUUGUUUUCCCAUCUCUGACAUGCAACCCCUGGGAGAAGUCCAACACUUUACUAAUAGUCAUGGGACCUGGCAAUUUUUUGUUUACUUUUCCUUUGGCCAAUUUUUAUUGAGAGUCAUUGACUAUACAGUCAACUCUUGAUAACUCGAACCUUCAAGGGAAAUCGAAAAAGGUUCGAGUUAUUGGGAGCUCGAAGAAAAUAGCCGGGAGUAAGGAUAAAAAACAGUUUUUACUGCACAGUGAGCAUUUUAAUCACAUUUAAUUGUAGAAAUGUUGAGUGAAAAUUGAAAGAUACUUUUAGAUUAUAAAUAAGAACAUAAAGAAACAAAACAUUGCCUAAACAGAGCAUGCAUUUUACUUUUUGAGAGGUAAAGCUAUUUCACGUUAGAUUUGUGACAAACAACAUUAGCCUCCACUAUCGAUCCACUAGUAAACUAUCUGCCUACAAAACGUCAAUGGGAAAUUCAAAAUUCAAUGUUUCAGAGGCCAGUACUCUGUUUUGUCCCCGACUUUUUAAGGGCUCAAAACAUGGUUCAAGUUAUCAAGGGUAAAAUUAUAUAGAAAUGAUCUGAGGGGGAACAAAAAUUACUUCGAGUUAGCGGGAGUUUCGAGUUAUCGAGGGUGCGAGUUACCGAGGGUAAAAUCACAGCAAAUGUAUGAUGGAAAUCCAGGGGAAAUCGAUUUUUGUUCGACUUAUCGCGAGGUUUGAGUUAGCGAGGGUUCAAGUUAUUGGGAGUCAACUGUAUUCAUGUAUCUGAUUAUAAUAAGUCAACUAAGCCUUUGGUGUUUAGAAUCACCAGCAGAGAUUGAACUGAACCAAAACUUACUAAUUUUCUCAACUGUUUAAUGUAUAGUACCAUCCAACCUUCCUUAGUUAAUAGAAUGUGCCCUUAUUCCUCUGAACAAAAUCUCUAACUCGUGGACUGGGUUGACAAAAUGCCAAUCAAUAAAUGACAAAUUAUCAAAUUUUCCACAUACAAGAAGAGUUUGUUUGAUACAAGUUUCUAGAAUAAGAGGUUUUAAUUGACUGUAGUUCGGUGUAAAAAUACACACUGGUGUUAAAGUGAGCAUUACAAUGAGCAAAGGGGGAGGUGCCCAAAAUGCUAGUAUAGCUGGACUAAUGCAUACAGCUGUAACCAACCUGUGGGUGACAUCCACCCAGGCAUUAUUACGGCACAGUUAACCAGUCGAAGGUUAGGGAACAAAACACACUUACAGGUACAAACACGGGCAAUAAGAGGCCAAAAUGCCAAAAGCUGUAAAAACCCAAAUUGAAUUGCCCCUAGGUGUGCCCCUGUAAAUCACUUUUACUUGUCUGGAGUUGAAAUUAGCCUAAAUUUGAUUCAGCCACAUUAUGCAUCUGCAAGGUGACAGUAUUUUAAAAUAUUAUUAAUAUGAUUUUUUUUCAUUAUUUGUUUUUAUUUCCAGCAUUCCAGACCAUGUCAGCUUGUGUCAGCCAUUGCCUUCCCACUUUGAACCUCCCUAUUGCAGAAAUGAACUGCCAACUGUCAUAUACAGUUAUGACCAUCUUGAGGGUGUUAAUGGUAAACACCAGUUAAAUGCCAGUGUUGAGCCAACACUGUUGGCAUCAUUGUCCUCAUACUUUAAGACUGCAGAAGAUCUAGGUGGUCAUGUCAGUGUGGCAAUGGAGCAGGUCUGUUAAAAUAUUAAAAUGUUAAAUAUUUAAAUAUAUAAAAUAUUAUUGUUUCAAGCUCUCUAAAAUGACCAACUCUUUAAGCUGGGCAGAUUUCCACUGUUGCAUAAUUUUCUAUGUGUAAAGAUGCAAAAAAUUUAUGAGCAUAAAUGAAAUAGAGGCAGUGCACCCUCUGAGUCCUUCUGCUGAAGAUUCAGUUUUUCAGCUGUACUUUAGUGUAAACAGUGUACAACAAUAUUGAUUAUUUUUACUGUCUAAUGGUUUGAUUUGACCACAAAAUUUACUUUUUAUGGUUUGUUUUCCAUGCAGAAUUCCAGUUCCUGGGUUUUACUUAAUCUUGCAGCUUAUUAUUGGAGAAUCAAAGGCAAUGGUUUAGAGGCUAUAGAAUGCCUUCGUCAAGCUUUGUAUUUUUCCCCUAGGUAAUAAACUUCUGGUAGCAGUAGAGUAUAUAGAGGAUAUUGCAUGGUCGUUUGGAGAUACAAAAUUUCUCUUUGGAGUGUAGAAAAAUAUUUCACAAGUGAGCGUGGCAAACAAGUGAGAUAUUUUUGAACACUCAAAGAGAAAUUCUGUGUUCUCCAGGUGCCCAUGUAAUUUAACAUUAUUUUGAUUAUAUAUAGACCUAUGAAAGACCAAGCCAUUAUAUUUUCACUUAAUUUAUGGUUUCCAUAAAGUUUUUAAACCUUAUAAAACACUUUUACUCUUUACAGCUAUAUGAUUCAAAUCUAAACUCAAUUUCACUUAUUUUUAUUAGGGAGCAUAAAGACCAGGCAUUAGUGAGCCUUGCAGCAGUGCUGUACCAUGCAAAUUACAGCCAUGAAUCACUGGUUUUGCUUCAUGCAGCCAUGGACACUGGCAAUGAGCUUUCAUUGUAUCAUUUUCUCCUUGGAAAUAUCUAUGCUGUGAGUUACGUGACUGUAAAUAGUACUUGUCAGCCGCAUACAGAAUAAGUACUGAUAACCCAGAUGGAUUAGUUUUCAACACCAAACAAAUUCCAUGGCUUUGAAAUACAAAGAAUGAUAUUAUUUCUGUUACAGUGUUUUAUAGACACCAAGUCCUUGAUUACCCAUGUUAGAAAAUGCAGAGUGCAUACAUUUUGCUUUAAGGUUUUGCUGAGCCAGUCAUGAUGCUCACUGCUGCUGCUAUAAGCCCCACCCUGGUUAUAAGCCCCCUAGUUAUAGGCUCAUGUACAAAUGUACCUGCAAACAAAAAACAGUGGCAGUUUACAGUAAUCAAUUUUGAAUGUCAAACGCCAGAAAUUGAAAAUUCCAUUUAUGGGGUUCAGUAACCAACCUUAAGAAGCUAAUACUGUAAUAUUGGAACAUGUAACUUUUUAAUUCUUGCAAGUAUCAUUUUGUUCUUUUUGCCACUUAAGUUCAUAAUUUUCUCUCUCAACAGUCACUAAAGAUGUAUGAAAUGGCAGAUCUGAGCUACAGAUUCAUGUUAGUGAUGUCACCAGACACAGAAUCUUUGUGCGAACGGGUGAAAGCAGUGAGGUGUGAGCUGAAGCUAACGGAUCUUUUACAGCAGCAGCAUUUGUAAGUGUUUUCUUCACAUUCUUUUAAUGAAUAUGUGUCUACCAUGUACCAUGUUACAUAUAUGUACAAUAAAAUAAUGUCUCACAGGUUAUGUUACGGUUGUCCCUCCUGUUAGCAACCACCCAGAAUGCAAAGAUUAAGUGUUAACGUGCUUACAGGGGAGGUGGUCGUUUCGACAGUCAAUCUUCAUUCCAAUUUACAGUUGUCUGUUGAGCAAGAAUGGCGGUCACUUUAAAUGAUUUAAAGCGGCUAUGUUUCAAAGAUAUUGCUGUCUUUAGUCUAUUCUGUGCAAGCUUAAGUCAUAAUUUAGUGUAUUUACCCAUACACACACACCAAAAAAAUGCUCAUGUAGAGUUUUGAAGAAGAUGCAAAAUAAAUUGCUUUAGCAAGCACUUAACAUAAUAUUUUUGUAAUUUGUUUAUUAUUUUUUCAGGCACACCAUUAAAACUUGAAAAAAUUUGCCAAGUUUAAAUCCAUAUCCAUCCUCACCUUUUAUUUUAAGUUUAAGUCUAGUAAUACAUAGUCAUGCUAAUACAAGUAAAUAAAUUACAGAAAAUACAAAAAGUGCAUGAGUGGAUAAUAAUUGGAGGAAACUAAAUUCCCAUACAAAGAAUAUUCUCGAAUAUGAAACUUACUAAAAAUUAAGAAGUAAAAUUUAAAUGCGGCCCAAAACUAACCUAACUGAAUUGCAUGUAGUUGUCACUCACGAGUUACACCUGAUUUAAAAUUGACACAAAUGAUCUAAUAGAUAGGACUUAAAACUGCGUAAUGAAUGGUGCAUGCAUAAUGUUCGAUGGAAUACUAUUCCAGUCUGUUAUGUAGCUAUUGAAAAAUAAAAAUUUAAAGUAAUUUUUUCGUGUCGUCUAAAAAUUAUGGUUCCUACGCGUUUUCGCUAAUACAUUAAAAUCAAAAAACACAUAAGGAUCUAUGUCAGUGUCCGAAAAUAAUCUUGUACAUCUGCGCUAAGCAGAUAAACUUCAAAAAGAUAAACUUUUGUAGUAACACACAACAUGACACAGUUUCAAUGCCUAAAUAAUAUAAUAUUAUAGCAGGGUUUGCAAAUCUCAUUGAUGAGUGGAGUUAGUUUGACUUCUGCUUCACAAAUUUUGGAGUCAUUUUGGAAUAUUUGGAGUCAAGAAUCAGACUUUCCAGCACGUGGUCCUGGCAUGUAUACACUAUCGUAAGGGAUACACGAAGUAGCUGUGCGGUCCGCUGACCUGGAAAACUCAAAUCCAUGAUGGCGGUCAUCGAGUAAACUUCGAUCGUAAUUUACCCUCUUCCUGUUUUGUCGUGCAGUAUAAUUCUUUAAUUUCGAUGACUUAAUUAAGGUUUACAACGUUUGCAAUUAACUUAAAUUGUAUUUGUUGCGAAAAAGGUAAGGACAAAACUGUGUUACCGAAAAUUUCUGGAGUCGAAGUGGCUCCCUGUUUGUUAUCGAAAAUUUUUGGAGUCGAAGUGACUCCCUCCGUAACUUCAGUGGAGUCAUCUGAACAAUUUUGGCGUAAAAUACGCCAAAUUUGGCGUAUUUGCGAACCCUGUUAUAGUCUUAGUAAAUAACAAAACUGCACCAUUUUCUAUGGAAUUCAAUUGAUGCAAAGACUUGUUUUACUACAGCUUUUUAAAACAAUAGCAAAUAGUAUACAACUAUUCCCCGAAGGGAAGGUGAAUAGUGAUGGAUAUAUAGCUAUUUCGAGAAAGGUUGUCCGAAAAAAAGUGCACGCGACAAUCCCGAAAGGUAAUAUGGGAUAUGGGCACUUUCCAUUUGUCAGAACUGACUGACCAGCUUAUUCCCAUCGUAAUGGGAAUUUCACUUUUAAUCAACAAUAAACCAUCCAGAUCAGUCAAAUCCUACACAUUAUGCUCAAAAGAGAUGGUUUUUCAGCAAAUCCUCUUGGAAAAGGCUCUGACUGACCAGCUUAUUCCCAUCGUAAUGGGAAUUUCACUUUUAAUCAACAAUAAACCAUCCAGAUCAGUCAAAUCCUACACAUUAUGCUCAAAAGAGAUGGUUUUUCAGCAAAUCCUCUUGGAAAAGGCUGUUUCAUUUCCAAAAUGCCUGGUCUGGCCAUGGUCCGGCCGGCCAGUUCUGACUUAUGAAAAGCGCCGUAUGAUCAAUACACUGUUCCUGACACUGUCGCUGUUGAACCUACUUUUGUUGCUUUCCUUUAGCUCUCGCAAACAUACAUCCAUGGCCUCUCGUGCCAUUCUUUCAAAUUUCUUUGAAGAAAAGUGAACUCAAAACUACCCACAAUACCUUUCGGGAUUGUCGCGUGCACUUUUCCCCACAACCUUUCUCGAAAUAGCUGUAUACCGAGACACGAAGUGUCGAUGUAUACUGUUCACCAACCAUAGGGGGAUAGUUGUUUUGGUAUUUACCAAGUCAGUUCGAUAAAAGUGAAAAAAAGUACCUUUUCGUAAAUUAAAAACGUCAGUUGGUAGGAACUUUGUUUCCAGUUUGCAAACAUUUAGGGGAUAUUCUUAACAUUUUUACGAUUUUGUUGCAAACUCAGCAUGAAAAUAAUUUUCUACGUACCAGUAAACACCGACAAGCCAAAGGUUGUCGCUUUCGUGGUAUUUGUUCGUACGACUGCUUCAUUUAUCGCUCAAAUUUCGUCUUCCGAAAAUGUCUCGGCACGCGCGAGACGCCAUCUUGGCUCCGGUCGCAAAACAGUGAAUAGCCAAGGAUAUCCCGAGUUAUGGGAGCCAAUCAAAAUGCGCGAAAAUUACUACUCACUGAUUUGGUAAAAUUAUACUAGUUAUGUGACAUAGCCCCUUUAGUAGACACCUUGGGUCUCUUCAUAUAUACAGAAGACUAGACUACGAGCAGUCUCUCUUUUUUCUUGAUCCGCAGAGCAAAUCGCCCGAGACACUCCCCUUACUAAAUCUGAAGGAAAAGAGAGACUGCUCGCAGUCUAACAUAAGACAAAAGACCAUGAUAACCUCCAGCCUUGCUUCCAAGUCAAGGCUAGGAUACUCACCAAGGGGGCACCCCCAUCCUUUUAAGGUGGGAACUCCACUAGGUGCGCAAAAGUGGGGAUGCCCCCUUGUAUUUUCCUCCCAGUGCAUAAUAGUAUAAGCUCUCAUGGGGUUUGUCUUGACAGGAGUUAUCCUAAACAAUUGUCUAUCUCUGUUGCAGAAAUUUUAAUGAGUCAAUGGAUAGUCUUAAAACUCCUGAACUAGAUUUAACUACAAAACUUAGCAGUGAGGAACUGGAAAAGAAGCAAUUACUUCCUCUGGAGGUAUUCAAGAUGCAGCUUAAACAAAUGUUUGCACUUAUACAGGACAGCAGUAGAUACCAAGAUACGUGCAAGAGCAGAGCUUCUCCUCUGGAAAAGGUAACGAGGUUGAAUGAGUGUUCACACUAAACACGAAGGUGUACGAUGAACAUACCAACAGCGUGCGCUAGUUCCUUUAGCUGCUUUCUGUUGUAGGCUUAAUGUGUAUUGCUAACCUGAAAAGUUGUUUUUCUCACUAACCCUCCCCCCGCUGUACACACCAUAUUUUUCGUCUUGACUGUCCUCCUCCCCUUUGACGCCAUAUUAUUUGGCAUUGCACCCCUCCCCCCCCCCCCUCCACACUGACAUCCUACCCGCCCCCAAUACCUGAUAAAAAAUGAACGGCCCCUAAAAAAGCAGUUCUACUAUAGACACUGUGAUCAUAAAUCUUUAGUAGUACUUUCACUUAAUCUGACUCUGCGGAACUUAAAAGUACCUUAAGGGACGUAACAGUCUAAAGGCAGUGCCGACCCCGAUCCCGUUUGUAUUUAUGACAAGUUCUAUUGUAACAUCAGUUUCCUUCUCUCUUAGAAUUUACCCACGCAAUCUGAUCCCGGUGGCCCAAAGGAUAAACAAACAAAUGAAGCCCUGAGCGGAGAAACUGUGACAUCUGCCAGCAGUCGGGAAGACUCUAAAUAUCAAGCCCGCCUUUUGUUUUCACGAUGUUAAGUCUAAUUUUGGGACCUUUUUAGGUGCGGAUACUGGGUUAGAUAGCUCGGGUGAGGAAUGGACUUUCACCUGAUGGUUGUCUGUAGACCACUAAGUUUCCUGGUUCAAAACGGCAAGUCUGGUAUUGAGAGGCUCGAUAAAACAAGUGAAACGCUCAGUGAAGCGGCAAAUGCUCCGUCUGAUAAUUCUAACAUAUCGUCAGAAGAAGAAACGAUGCGUAACCUCCAAGAGGCUCGAUUGGCGCUUAAUCGAUUAAAUAGUAUCAUAAAAACUGUAAGCUGUUCUCGUCAAUCCGCAUCAAGCACAAUGGAUGUUGCCGACGAAAUGUCGUCACAAUCGGGUUCCAGCGUCGAUAGCGGAGAUGCCUCGAAAACGACCUCUACGCCUAUUAAAGCGACUUCUACUAAAAGCGCGCAAAUGAAAGCUGGAGACUCUCAGCGUGUUGGAAGAAGGGGAGAAAUCGGCGUUAUGAUGCCCAGCCGUGAUUCCGAUCGCAGAAAAGAUAAUGCUGAAAUAAUUUUCUUAGAGGAAACUAAGUUUUCCAAGCAAAAAGGAGAAUCUUUAUUGAUAAGCAAAAACGGCCCGGGUUUGAAAUGGAAUGAGAUGGCGUCCAAGAACACGCGGGAAGAUUCGAACGUUGAGUUACUGUUUGAAGAAGCUAAAGGGAGCCGUCACAUUGGACCUAAACACACCCCUCCCCUCCAGAGUCAAGACAUGUUGGUUUUGGCUCAGAAUUGUCAUAGUGUGGGGGCGAAAAGGCGGAAAGGAGAAGCCUCGGCAAUGGAGUGUUUGACUCAAGACACAGACUUGCAAACACAGAGCUCGACUACUCCGUUUACUAUUCCGCAAACUAAUGCUGAAACGGAUUUUUCAAAGUCCACAACAAACUCGGAGCAAACAGGAAGCGAUGAUUCCGCUAAAGUUUCGUCAAACGAUAUGGCAAGCGAUCAGUCUUCUCUUAAAGAGAAAGUGCGAGAGAAUGGUGAAGAGAAUAAGGUUGACAGAAACGAAACCAUCGAUGGAAAAAGCGAGAAGGAUUCUGAUUUAAAUGUUGUUGGAAACAGCGAAAUGAAAGGUUCCAAGCAAAGCGAAAUAGUGGCCCCGGUCGGAGAGAGCGAGGGGGCUGAAAACUCUGAUUCAACGGUGGUCGAUAAGAGCGAGUUAAAGAUUUCUUCUGACCAGGAUUCAGGCGUGGAAAAAACCUCGGAAGAAGAGGACCAAAAUUUAGAAGAAUCUGGUAAAGAUAAUGGAGAAGGCGAAGGAAAAAUUUCCUCUCCUGAUCGAAAUGCGAAUGAAAAAUUUAAUGUUAAUGGUGACAAGGAUUCAAAACAGAAUAAACAUGCAACUGUUGAAGCCGACGAAAGUCUUGAGAAAGGAGAAAAAUCAACGUCUUCUAAAUCACAGAUGGAGGAGGAAAGGACAGAUUAUAAAUCAAGAAAGACGGUUCAUAACGAUAAAGCGUCACAAACUAUCAAAGAGAGAGUCAGAGAAGCUGAAUUCCUUCACAAAGUCGGGGCAGGUUCAAAUGUGUUUGAAACAAACUUCAUGAAUGUGCGUACGAGCGGCGCACUGCAUGAAUUGAGCGAUGAGGAAUGUAAACACAUCGAGGGAGUACAUGCACUUAUUAUGAGGAACAAACACUUCAGUGCGUGGCUGUCAUUGGACACAAAGAAUAUCGAGUAAGUAGACCUACUAAGAAAAGCGCAUGCGUAACUCUUUUACUUUGCUAUCGAUAAUUUUUGCUCAGCUAUCAAGUAAGGGAGACAUUGUUUAGAAAUGAUACCAAUCAAACCUUCUUAAAGCUCAGUAUGCACUCGUGCUCCAAGCUCAAAUUCUUACAAAGUCUCCUUUUGGUGACCUAAUUAAACUGAUUAUAGCAUGUUCGCCAGAAAAAAAAGAGCACCGGCAUUGUGCAAUAUUACGUGAGGGUUGAAAUCUUAAGGGAUCUCAAGCAACGACGAUGGCGACGGCAACGAGAACGGCCAAAAAGCAAUAUGUUUAGAUUGGCAAAACAACAACUUUGCAACUUUGUCUGCAUUGACAUCACGCUUUUUUGCACAUUUAAUUUCUCAGCCGUCUUUACACGACUACGAAGUGAAAGUGCCUAAUUUCACGUUUUUUCGAGGACGGGCGAACACAAGAUAACUUUCUUUUUCUUUUCUUGAUUUUGAUAAAGUCCUUUAGAAUUCAACUCCAAAAAAAUUUGCCAACAUUUGACGAAUUAAACGAGAUGGAACAAGCGCAAUAAUAGAGACCUUUAGAUUCUAAGACGAGUACGACUACGAGUGCGAGAUUUUCUCAGUACUAAGUAGUGCUCGCGCGUUAACCAGCGUCAUUUUGGCGGGAAAACGUGGUAGCCGUCGUCACUCUACUACGAAUUUUAGCGAGAAUGCCGAAGUGGGGAAAACGAGUUAUCAAAUGUUGGAAGUUUUAUCGUUUUGCGACCGGGAGAGCGCGUAAUCUCCUUCACUAAAGGUAACAGUGCUAACUUUUCUGGUGAAAAAUGGUAAAAUGAAGGUUCCCGGGGAGUCUAUAUUUUGAGAAUAUGUGAAAAAACUUUAAGUCAAAUCUCGUACUCGUAGUCGUUCUCGUCCUUGAAUCUUAAGGUCUCUAAAGUUUGAGGCAGCGCGAAUUCCCUUUCUUAGUGAUGUUUUCUUCGCCGUCGCCGUCGUUGUUGCUUAAGCUCCCUAAUAAAAUUGCUGAGCGCACCUAGGUGACAUCUCAAGGCUUAAUACACGGACAUGCAAGGAAAAAGUCUCAAACUCUGCUUUUCGCUUGACUCAUUUAAUUUGAAUGUGUUGUAGUUACGAUCAGCAAAUGUGGCAUAAAUAAGGGGAAAGGUCGCUUUAAACAGCAAAUUUUUGCAGUGUGUGAUAUAUAUCACACGCUGCAAAAAUUUGCCGUCUAAAAUCAGACAUCUUUAACGUGCUGAAGGUAAUAAUGCGUGGAACACUUGAAUUAACGAUUUAAUUAACUCAUUUAAUUUGAAUGUGUUGUAGUUACGAUCAGCAAGUGUGGCAUAAAUAAGAAGGGGAAAGUUCGCUUUAGACAGCAAAUUUUUGCAGUGUGUGAUAUAUAUCACACGCUGCAAAAAUUUGCCGUCUAAAAUCAGACAUCUUUAACGUGCUGAAGAUAAUAAUGCGUGGAACACUUGAAUUAACGAUUUAAUAAUUUGGUCUGGUUAAACGUUUUUUCCCUGUUGUGGUGCGUUAGUGGGUAAGUAAAACACCAAUUUUACCUUAGUUUUAAAGUUUGGCUGGUAUUCUGAAUUUUCUUUUUUUGCACAUCCCUAGUGUGGGGAGAUGGUUGGUUUCUGAUCAAAUUAUUCUUUAUCGCAUUUUUUCCUCUUCUUUUGUUAGUGUUCGGACACAUAUGGACUUCGUAAGUGACGUACACAACUUUGCCAAGGAGCCCCGCUGUACUGCAAAGAUAAGAAACAACUUUCACACUUUCGCUAGCCUUCAGGUAUGCAAUACUAAAUGAUUUCCCUCCCCUGCCCUAACCCCUUUUCUCUUUAAGCUAUACAUACCCCUUCCCCCCCCUUUCUACUCUGGUAAGUUAUCAAAGCGCUUUUGGGUAAAAUGGCUUUACUUACUAAAGAUAUAUCAGGCAGCUUUCUGUGCAGUUUGUUUUUUCGUUGUUGCUUGGUUAGUGUAUUGGGUUCUUAAUAAGUGUUCUUCACCUCUUUACAGGGAGUAGCAAAUGCCGGUAAACUUGAGCAAGUGGCUGAGGCUGGUCUCACGCAGGUUUAAAGGCUUGUUUCGUCCUUAAUUUAAAUAAAUAGUCCCUUUUGCUUGCUUCUUAGUAUUAGUUUAGUAGUACCUGCCUAUCUGCCUACCUACCUUCCAUGCAAAUACCUGUUCCCAUAGAUUCCCUAUUGACCCUUUUCCUUGUUCGCCCCGUCUCCAUAUUACCUCUCAUACAUAUUUACAGAGUACGCAAAGUCAUUAAAAUUUGAAUUACAGAGGACACCCUUUAAAUGAUGUCCUCGAGUUCAAAAAAGCCUUAUAAAGGUCUUUUAAAGGUCCCUGAAUUUCCCCAAACCUUGAUACAGCAAAUUAAAGCUGAAAUGUUACAGUGCGACUUCCAUAACCGGGGCCACCAAGAAGAAGUUGACAAAUUGGAUUACAGGAAAACAACAAUACAUUCCUAGAAAGUUAGUCUUCAAUCGUAAUUACUACAAAACGAAAUUAGCAACAUGGAUCGAAAUCAACCAAUUACAACCUAACAGAUGUCACCUUUUGAACUUGCUGAAGAAAGCACGUGUUUCCCGAGAGGUCCGGUAAGGUUGAUUUCCACUGACGCGUUUUUUUACGCACGUUAACGCACGUAAAUCUUAAUCACGUAAAUAAAAUAGAGGCAAGAUAAAAAGUGCUGAGCUUAAACGAGAAGUUGAGCGAGGUUCAACUUUUACGCUCACGAGCUAUUUUAUUUGCGAACGAAAAUUUUACGCACGUACGUACGUAAAAAUUACGCGACAUUGGAAAUCAACCCUUAGAGUGAGUGACGGAGGCGAAAACGUUGACGAUAGUUAUAUUUUUGACUUGCGGUCGCAUGUUAUUGCAAAGCGUGGCAAUAGUAGCGAAGAAAUUGCCUGCAGAUGACAAAAUAGCAGCUUGUGUCAAAGAAAUAUGUCUCCUUGGUGUUGUAUGCAAAGAUUUGAAUAGAAAAACAUGAAACAUUUUGCUUUCCUGAAAAACGUUUGCUAUUAAAUUUUGUGCUUUGAAUAACUUAUUGUUUUUUUACGAGCUACUGUAUGUAUUGUCAUUUUCCUGCAAUCAGAUCGGUCAACUUUGUCUAAGUGGCACCGAUUACAGUAGUCGCGCUGUAAGUAUUGAUUAUUCUUGUGGUUUUUCCUUGAUAAAUGUUUGUCGUUUAGCUUUCCGCUAAAGGUAGCACUAAAAUGCUUGCGUGCUAUUCAGCAAGCAAAGUGACCAGCAGCUGUAUGUAUCUUAAUAGUUUACUUGCCCUCCUGCAUGCAGUUGUCAUUUUGCAGCUAUUCCCUAUAGUAUCGUUGGCAAGCCCGUUUUGCAUAAAUUAUGCCUGGAAUCCGUGCUUUUACUAGUAAUGAUUUUAUAAUUGUUUUCCAAGAAACAAACCUGCUCCUUGAAGGAAAAACCUUUUCCACUCAAUUUCCGGUGCGGACCCCAAAUAAGCCGCAGUCUACUUGUGUGCAAGUGUGUAUGAGUAAUUUUUUUUGUUUGUUUGUUCGUUUUCUCUAGACUCUACUUACUGUUGGUAGAACAUUACAAGAUAGUAUUGAUGAAAUGGGAACGAGAAUCUUUAACGCUUUGCAAAAG